CAUCCUCUUACAAUGAGGAACACGCCUCAACAGUGUUCUCUGUAUGGACAAAAAUGUUGUAAUUAUUUGGGUUAGAAUGGUGUUGAAAUCGUUCGUUGAAGUCCGUCCGGACUCGCACUUCCCGCUCCAGAACCUCCCCUAUGGUAUGUUCAAGCCCAACCACUGCUCUGAAGCUCGGCCAGGCGUGGCCAUUGGAGACUUCGUCUUGGACAUCUCAGUGAUCGCCUCUGCAGGUCUUCUCGACGGCCCAUUUCUCAGGAACUCCGAUUGCUUCAAUCAGCCUAAUCUAAACAAAUUCUUGGAACUGGGAAGGCCGGCAUGGAAGGAAGCUCGUGCCACGCUGCAAAAGCUUUUAUCUGAGACUGAACCGACAUUACGCGACAAUGCAAACCUGAGGCAGAAAGCGCUUGUUCCAAUUGACAAGGUGCAGAUGCUUCACCCUGUUGCAGUAGGAGACUACACAGACUUCUAUUCGUCGAUCAAUCAUGCUAGGAAUUGUGGGCUUAUGUUUCGAGGUGCUGGGGAACCAAUAAAGCCUAACUGGUUCCAUCUCCCCAUCGCGUACCAUGGACGAGCAUCAUCUAUUGUCGUCUCUGGCACUGAUAUUAUUAGACCAAGAGGACAAGAUCAUCCAGUUGGAAAUUCUCCUCCAUAUUUUGGACCUUCUCGAAAGAUGGACUUUGAGCUUGAAAUGGCAGCUGUAGUUGGUCCUGGAAAUGAAUUAGGAAAGCCCGUAGACGUGAAUGAAGCUGCAGAUCACAUAUUUGGGCUCGUUUUGAUGAAUGACUGGAGUGCUCGAGACAUUCAAGGGUGGGAAUGCAUCCCACUCGGUCCUUUUCUUGGAAAGAACUUUGGUACAACGAUAUCCCCUUGGAUCGUGCCUUUAGAUUCCCUCGAGCCUUUUGCAUGUGAUGCUCCGACACAGAACCCCCCUCCCUUGCCAUAUCUUUCAGAAAAGAAGUCGAGAAACUAUGACAUCUCAUUGGAGGUUCACAUUAAACCAUCUGGACAUGAAGAUUCAUAUGUUGUCUCCAGAAGCAACUUUAAACACUUAUAUUGGACCAUUACUCAACAACUCGCGCACCACACUAUAAACGGCUGUAACCUAAAGCCUGGUGACCUGCUUGGAAGUGGGACUAUAAGUGGACCUGAUCCAGAUUCUUAUGGAAGCCUUCUGGAAUUGACGUGGAACGGGCAAAAACCUUUAACCUUUGCUGGAGAAACUCGCACCUUCUUACAAGAUGGAGAUGAAGUCAUUAUUUCUGGUUUCUGCAAGGGUGAUGGCUAUACAGUUGGUUUUGGAACAUGCUCAGGAAAGAUUCUCCCUUUCCCAGCUUAACCCUCUUUUGUGGACUCAAAGGGAUGACUAUAAACCACGUCAAGACAGGGUUUACCCAAUACACACCCUCGAGUAGUGGCUGCAAGUUUGUCUCGUCACUCAAAGAUGACUAAAUCUUUCUUUUCUGUUA
Messenger RNA from Ipomoea nil (Japanese morning glory), 1469 nucleotides. RefSeq names its product fumarylacetoacetase-like. Bases 44 to 1339 code for a protein of 431 amino acids. NCBI's taxonomy places the organism in Eukaryota, Viridiplantae, Streptophyta, Magnoliopsida, Solanales, Convolvulaceae. The record is from RefSeq and is a predicted model, not a curated record. The transcript has 15 exons. Gene Ontology annotation, biological process: L-phenylalanine catabolic process; homogentisate catabolic process; L-tyrosine catabolic process. Gene Ontology annotation, molecular function: fumarylacetoacetase activity.